This is a messenger RNA of Acanthopagrus latus (yellowfin seabream), 1968 nucleotides long. RefSeq names its product vacuolar protein sorting 72 homolog a (gene vps72a). The transcript is spliced from 6 exons. Gene Ontology annotation, cellular component: nucleus. The record is from RefSeq and is a predicted model, not a curated record. Gene Ontology annotation, molecular function: ATP-dependent H2AZ histone chaperone activity. Gene Ontology annotation, biological process: chromatin remodeling; regulation of DNA-templated transcription. The coding region runs from base 296 to 1399 and encodes 367 amino acids. NCBI's taxonomy places the organism in Eukaryota, Metazoa, Chordata, Actinopteri, Spariformes, Sparidae.
CAUCAACUACCCCGGAUGUGUUAGUUAGCAACAAGAAAAUAGCGGCUUGAGUUAGCAGUUAGCUUGUGUCAGCAUUAAGAACACUUUUUAGCAUAUUAACUUGAAUAUAAAGCGUUUUCGUAACUUAAAUAAAUAUGGGUAGUGACAGAUGAUUGCAUACGCACAGAUAGUUACGGUGACGCAAAAUAGGAGCCGCGAAACAGACUGUAACGAAUAAGUCAGCACGAUAUUAGGUAUAUACUGAAACGUUAACAUUAGCUAACGUUAGUAACGUUAUUGUCUAGAAACCGCAGCCAUGAAUCUGGUAGGCGGCCGCGAACCCAGAAAGACUGCGGGCAAUCGCAUGUCAAAAUUACUGGAUGCUGAAGAAGAGGACGAUUUUUACAAGACCACUUAUGGAGGCUUCAACGAGGAAUCGGGGGAUGAUGAGUAUCAUGGAGAACAUUCAGACACAGAGGAUGAGGUGGACAGUGACUUUGACAUUGAUGAGGGUGACGAGCCUGACAGCGACCAGGAGGAGGAUGCACCUCGGAGGAAAGGACGCGUUGUCACUAAAGCUUACAAGGAACCUAUAAAGGUUGCAAAACCAAAACCCAAAAGACCAUCUGAGGAGCAGAAGAAGAUUGAGAAAACCAAAGUGGAGCUCAAAAGGAGGAUUCCACAAGAAUUCCAGGAUUUUGGAGAGACCCGGAAGUCUGUGAGGCAAUCCACCAGUGAACAUACCAGAAAGACCAACUUGCGUUUGCAAGAGCGCCAGGAUGCCCCUCGGAGACGGAGAGGUGCUCAUCGUGACCGGCCCCUGACCCAGGAGGAGCUGCUGGCUGAGGCCAAAAUAACAGCUGAGCUCAACAUUCGAUCUUUAGAGAACUAUGAACGUCUGGAGGCAGACAAGAAGAAACAAGUCCACAAGAAACGGCGUUUUGAAGGACCAACCAUCCGUUACCAUUCGGUCCUGAUGCCACUCGUCUCUCACUCUGUCCUAAAAGAAGAAAACGUGGAUGUUGAAGGAUUGGAUCAGGACGUCCCUCAGACUGCGCCACAAAAUCCCGCCACACCAUCCCAGCAGCCCGCUGGAGGCCUGUGCUCCCGUACCUACAUAACAUUCAGCGACGAUGAAGCUUUUGAGGCGGCCUUUCCACACAUCGACCAGCCAAGUCCUCAGCUGCCCGUCCAGGAGGUUUGUCCCGUCACCCACAAAGCCGCGCUGUACAGAGACCCCGUCACAGACAUACCUUAUGCUAACACGCGAGCUUUCCGCAUCAUCCGAGAAGCGUAUCGUAAAUAUGUGGCUGCUCACGGAUUUCCAAACACUUCGGGAGGGGUGACGGGACUCGACUCCUCAACAGUAAAGGGGGCCCGACAGAAAAUGGUCGUCAAGCAGAGUGCCGUGGGAACAUAGCUUAGAUGUGAAAAUUAUUUGGGGAAAAAGGUUUGUUUGAGUUCAGGUGAAAAAAAGUACAACCGCUCGCUCAUGACCACCCUUUCUUCAAACAAAAGUCUACACCUAGUUUCAUCUCCAUCUAUACAAAGUGUCCUUGGCACUGGAAAUUAAAAUGUUUGUGGAUUUAGCAGUCACUGUGAUCAGGAUGCUACAGUUUUGAAGGAAUCAAAGGACAAUGAAAGUAUUUUUCAGUUCUUCUGUUUACUGGAAAUAACAGAUGGCAAGAGAACCUGGUAGAAUCUUCGACCAUGUCACUUGAUGCAUUUCCUUGAGUUGCAAAAAAAGUCUUACUUUAUGAUGUCUGCAUGUAUAGAAAUUGAUUUUGUACAAUAUUGCCAUAACAAAUCCAGGUUGAGGGGUUAAAAAAAUAUACAUUGGUUUAAAAGCAAAAUAAGUCUCCAUCAGCACACAGACAGCUUUUAAUUCCCUUAAAUGAAAUGUUUCUUUUUCUUUAACUGUAUUUUUGUUUUUACACGUGUACAUAUUUUGCAACAAAAAUAAAUAUUUCAUAUGUGGAAUAAGUCAUA